Molecule: messenger RNA, 882 nt
Organism: Benincasa hispida (wax gourd)
Lineage: Eukaryota; Viridiplantae; Streptophyta; Magnoliopsida; Cucurbitales; Cucurbitaceae
Product: L-type lectin-domain containing receptor kinase IX.1-like
Molecular function (GO): carbohydrate binding
Source: RefSeq, a predicted model, not a curated record
AUGUCCGACAUUGAAAACUUCAUCCUUUACCGUGAAGGCAUAGUUCAUUCUCCAGAAGAUAUUCCACUCAACAACAAUCCCGAUUCCAACAUUUUUGCUGUUUACCAAGCCAUUUACAAGUAUCCUAUCCCAAUUUGGGACUCAACAACAACACCAAAACUCACAAGUUUCUCAACCCAUUUCACCUUCCAAUUUGAUUCCCUUCAUGCAAAAACAUAUGGUGGUGGCUUUGCAUUUUUCUUAGCCCCAAUUGGUUGGCCAAUCCCUCCAAAUUCAGGCUCUGGCUUUCUUGGUCUUUACAAGGCUAAUACUCAAUCCCCUCCAAUUGUUCAUAUUCAGUUCCAAAUUGGCUUAAAUGCUGCUUAUCCCCCAUAUGAACAUGUGGGUAUUAAUAUUAACUCUCUUUCUUCUUCUAAUUCUACUCCUUGGGAUGCUACUUUACAUAGUGGAGAUUUUGCUGAUGUUUGGAUUUCUUAUAAUUCUAAAACCAAAGAUUUGAGUGUGUCAUGGGAAUAUCAAAGUACAGCUUCAUCACUUGAAAAUAGUUUCUUGAGUUAUAAGGUUGAUUUAAGUGAAGCUCUUCCUCCAAGGGUUAUGCUUGGAUUUACAGCUACUACUGGCCUUUAUUCAUUGAAACCUUUGAUUUCUUUUUGGGAAUUUGAUACUACUUUGAGUAUACAGAAAACAAAUAAGAGAAUUAGUGAUGGGAGCAGGAGGAAUAAAGUUAAUGUAAUUGUUGUUGCUGUUGCUGUUCCUGUUGGAGUUGUUCUGAUUAGUUUGGGAUUAUUUGGACUUGGGAGAUGGAUGGUGAAGAAAUUAGGGAAGCCAAAAAGUAUUGAGAAUGGAGGUGAAGGUGCCAUAGCUGUUGGAACAACAAGUUGA